Vigna angularis (adzuki bean) is the source of this 830-nucleotide messenger RNA. Its product is annotated as probable ribonuclease P/MRP protein subunit POP5. The transcript is spliced from 3 exons. NCBI's taxonomy places the organism in Eukaryota, Viridiplantae, Streptophyta, Magnoliopsida, Fabales, Fabaceae. Gene Ontology annotation, biological process: tRNA 5'-leader removal. Gene Ontology annotation, cellular component: ribonuclease P complex. Bases 75 to 539 code for a protein of 154 amino acids. The record is from RefSeq and is a predicted model, not a curated record.
UUUUGUUUCUUUCUUCUGUCGGUGAUUUUUGUUCUGGAAAUUCGAAUUUUCGAUUUGCUUGAGCGCUAAGGAUCAUGGUGGCGUUCAAAAACAGAUACAUGGUGAUGGAAGUUUUUCUCAACCCUAAUAGAGACAAAGUGGGCGAUGAUUCUGUUAUAAUUACACAAUUUAAUGUCUCCAAAGCUGUGAAAGAGAGCCUUUUGGAGAAUUUUGGAGAGUGUGGUUUGGCUUCAUCGUUGGGAUCGUUCCAAGUUAAGUAUGUGAAUUCAAUUACCAAUGUGUGUAUAAUUCGGGUAUCAAGGGAGGAGUAUCAGAAAGUAUGGUCUGCCAUUACGAUGGUCACAAACAUUGCAAACUGCCCCGUCGUGUUUAAUUUGCUGAAUUUGUCUGGAAGUAUAAGGGCUUGUAAAAAUGCUGCCUUGAAGUGUGAGGAAUCAAAAUUUGAGCAGUAUAAACUCAUGAUCGGUGAUCAUUUCUCUUCUGCUGAUUCUGAUCGCAUGAAUUCCUAUCUCGACAGGAUCAAAGUUUUGGAACAUUAAAUAUUUGGCCUUCAGUUGUUUCUCAUUGAGAUUUCUCAGUUUCUUCAACUUGUUUGUGUUCAGUCACAAGUUUUGCCAUACAAUUCUAGGUUAAAUUUUAAUUUCUCUAACAUAGGGUAUUUGUUCUCUGUGUGAUUCAGUGCAUUUCUGAGUUUACCGGUGAUCGUAACUAGUUACAAGUUUCUUCCGUGAGAGAAGAAACUUGUGAAAAUAUGUAAAUUUUCGCCUUUGUAAAAUACUAGAUUAUUUCUAGCUGCUAUACAUAAUUGCAGAGGGAAACUUUUUCUUUUA